AUGGCGGACGGCUUACGCUGUAGCCCUCAACUUCAGGAUGGAAAUGUUGAAUGUCCUCUUAAAAAACCAAUCAGGAGGAAGCUGUCUGUGUCUCCUGCAAACCCAGAUGAGGAUGGGCCCAAUCCUGUGCUGUCCCAUUACCCCCCUGCCAUUCAAGAGGUCUUAAAACAGGAGGGCAUGGUCCCGCUGCAGUACACUCCUGAAGGGCAGCCGCACACCUCCAGCAGCUUUGAUCCAAACUCCACUAUCGACAUUGGUCACAACGAGGACCCAACAGGUGGUAAUGCCACAGUCAUCCUAUCACCUGAGCCCCCUGGCCACACAACACUUCGGGCACUGCGAGCUAACAAUGGAAAUGAGCCAGCUAAAAGGUUGGAGAUCCCAUCACUAUUAGACCUGCGAAAAUCCAAGCCGUCCUACAUGGCCAUGACUUCAGCUGCUCAGGUCAAGCGCAAGUUCAACUGUUCCAACGCUGGGAAAGAGGACAGUUCUCAGGCCGCGUCUGCAGCACCCAAGCGCAUAAAGAGAGAUCUCUGCGAGGCGUCUAAACCACUGCGAAUCCGACAUUUUGGAGUAUCAUCAGAGAAUGAGCCAAGCCGUAGAGUAGUACGGAGUGUGUCUGAGGGAAACCUCCAUCAGCUUGACCAGCGUAAGCCCAAGUUGAGCUCAUUGAGGCCUGCUGCACUCUUUAAAAGAGUCACCAAGAGGAUGUAAGAGGCUUCCACUUGCUAUUAAAGCCACUGUUCUCUCAUUCACUGGCCUCACAUACUUCCUUCUCAUUAGAGUUGAUGUAGAAAAGAUGUAAAAAGGUGUUUUUUUAAUUGUUUUUUUAUUGCAGGAGCAGGUAUUUUGCCUUAAUUAUUUCUAGGAAACUAGAUUGUUUUUAUAUUAAUGUUUUAAAAUAUGUAUGUGCAUAGAAAACCUGUCCAGCCUAAUAUGAAGCUCUCAAUAAAGUAUUAAUUGAUGUUCAGGUCUUUUAAAGCAACUUGGAGUUAUUAUUGCCAAUGAGUGACUUUUUUUCUCCCCUUUUUAAAUGCU
Molecule: messenger RNA, 1038 nt
Organism: Sinocyclocheilus grahami
Lineage: Eukaryota; Metazoa; Chordata; Actinopteri; Cypriniformes; Cyprinidae
Exons: 5
Coding region: 1-714 (237 amino acids)
Source: RefSeq, a predicted model, not a curated record